Molecule: messenger RNA, 270 nt
Organism: Staurois parvus
Lineage: Eukaryota; Metazoa; Chordata; Amphibia; Anura; Ranidae
Source: the annotation of a GenBank genome assembly
AGCAGGGGCAGACUGACCAUUUGGAAACUCGGGCACUGCCCUAGGGCCCAGGGUCAGUAGGGGGCCCCAUGAGAUGCCCCUGGUACCUUUUUCAUAGGCUUUUUUGAGUUUGGGCAAGGACACAGGGGCCCCAUGAUCCCCUAUUGCUCGGGGGCCCCAUGAGUUGUCAGUCCGCCCCUGCCACAGAAGUAUCUAUGAUCACAUCAGAGUCAAAUCCCACACAGAGUUCCUCUGAUCACAUCGGAGUCAAAUCCCACAGAGUGUGACGGG